This is a messenger RNA of Closterium sp. Yama58-4, 1488 nucleotides long. The record is from the annotation of a GenBank genome assembly. NCBI's taxonomy places the organism in Eukaryota, Viridiplantae, Streptophyta, Zygnematophyceae, Desmidiales, Closteriaceae.
AUGCACUCCCGGUACCUUGUCUCUGGUCUUCCCAGGGUCCUCCCUCCCCUCCCACCCUCGCCUGCUCCUCCCUGUCUUCCCUGUGUCGAGGGGCGGCAGCGCGCCGCUCCUCACUCCUCCUCGUUUCCCCCGACGACUGCUCCCUUGCAGACGCUCCACAUGGACGUGUGGGGCCCAGCCCACGUCCGUGGUCAGGGUCAGGAGAGGUACUUCCUGAUAGUUGUUGACGACUACUCGCGCUACACCACGGUCUUCCCCUUGCGCACCAAGGGUGAGGUCCCUGAUGUUUUGAUCCCUUGGAUCCGCAGAGCUCGUCUCCAGCUCAGUGAGCGUUUCCACUCGGACUUUCCUGUCCUGCGCUUGCACUCUGACAGAGGUGGUGAGUUCUCCUCCGACCUCUUGGCAGCCUACUGUGCUGAGCACGGCAUUGAGCAGUCGUUCACGCUUCCGGCCUCUCCACAGCAGAAUGGGGUUGCGGAGCGCCGCAUUGGCCUAGUCAUGGAGGUCGCCCGUACCUCCUUGAUCCAUGCGGCUGCCCCCCACUUUCUGUGGCCGUUUGCGGUCCGGUACGCUGCGCAUCAGCUCAACCUCUGGCCCCGUGUCUCCUUGCCGGAGACCUCACCCACACUGCUGUGGACGGGGGAGGUUGGCGAUGCGUCGCGUUUCCGGGUUUGGGGAUCUCGAGCUUUUGUCCGCGAAACGACCGCGGACAAGCUCUCCUCCCGCGCUGUUCCCUGUGUCUUCCUUGGCUUUGUCCCUGACGCGUCUGGUUGGCAGUUUUACCACCCCACCUCGCGCCGGGUCCUGCCCUCUCAGGACGUCACUUUUGACGAGUCCGUCCCCUUCUACCGCGCCUUCCCCUACCGCACUGCCCCGCUCCCCCCCCUCGCCUCUGGUGCUGCUGUGGUAGACCCCCUCCCCCCUCAGGGUGCCGCUCCCUCAGGUGUGUCCCAGGUAGACCCGGUUGAGCCUGUUGAGGUAGCUGUUGACUCUCGUCCUGCUGCGGGUGCGGAGCCUGGGGGUGCGGAGCCUGAGGGUGCGGAGCCUGGGGGUGCGACCCUGGGGGUGCUGGGCCUGGGGGUGCGGAGGCUGCGGGUGCGGAGCCUGGGGGUGCGGAGUCUGGGGGUGCUGAGCCUGGGAUCCUACACCUGGAGGAGCUCUCUCUUCGGAGCAGCUGCGACUGGUGCUGGUGCCUCCCCUCCUCAGCGGGAGCUGCCCUCUCUUGAGCGGAUCCGUGAGUGGUACGAGCGGCGCUGCACUCUCCGGAGUGGCGCGCCUCGUGUCGCGGACCCUGGUGCUGGAGCUGCUGGAGGUGCUGCUGCUGGUGCUGGAGGCUCUACUGGUGCUGCUGGUGCUGCGGACCCUGGAGUUGGAGCUGCUGCUGGUGCUGCGGACCCUGGAGUUGUGGCUGCUGCUAGUCCUGAGGACCCUGGUGCUGGAGCUCCUGCUGGUGCUGCGGACCCUGGAGUUGGAGCCGCUGCUGUCUGA